Messenger RNA from Dacryopinax primogenitus, 1956 nucleotides. RefSeq lists its product as uncharacterized. NCBI's taxonomy places the organism in Eukaryota, Fungi, Basidiomycota, Dacrymycetes, Dacrymycetales, Dacrymycetaceae. Bases 1 to 1956 code for a protein of 651 amino acids. The transcript has 2 exons. The record is from RefSeq and is a predicted model, not a curated record.
AUGUCCGAGCAAGAAGGUGUCGGAUACCUGGCCAGUCCGGGCCUGAGCAAUGGCCUUUCCAUUACAGAAAGCAACUCACGCCGUCUAUCUGGCCUUUCGCACCAAUUGCGAGAUCCUUCUUUAUCACGGCCGUCGGUUGUGUCGAUAGCCAUAACUCGUCACACCGCCAGCUUUUCGUCGUGUUAUACGACUCCCGGUGUCGCGCCGCCUGUUUUAACAAUCUCGGAUUUGCCGCAGCCCGUACUAUCCUCAUACCAUACUCAGGCGGUUCGCAGCAAAGGCCCUCCUUUACAAUGGGGAGCCACACCGAGAGCUGCUGUACCCGAUUCCCUUCUCCACUUACCUGCCGCGCAUCCCGUUCGCAAGUCCUCUGUAACCUUCGUAGACGAUCGUCGUCCUAGCCUUCCGAUAUCGAUCCCUGCAUCUUCUGUUGGAGGAUAUAGUCGACGGGGUAGUGCCAUAGAUCCGAACUUCGAUUUCUCAAGAUCCGAGCCAGGACCGAGCCAUCUCAGCCAACCGUGGGAUUUCGACUUUGACGACAUGCUCGCCCAUGGGGGCUUCUUGCUUGGAGGCUAUUCCGCACCUCCAGGAACAUCUGACCACGUACGAUCAUCACAAGGGCCCGACUCGACCGACGGACCCGAUCCUUUCCUAUCUAUGGUAGCUGCAGAUGAUCCUGAGUACGCCGCCAGCAAAAUCGCGUGGUCAAUACGCUUGAAGACCACAGUGGAUACUGAACCUUCAUUCGGUCGCACUGCUGCUAUCUGGACAUGUCCACUGCUGGGGACUUACCGCAUCAGCCAGCUAUCCAAACCGGAGCCAAGCGGCCUUUGCAUCUAUAUUACGAGCCUUGGAGUCUCUACCAGCGAUUCGGUCUUUCCAACUGUGCGAGUUCUCAUGAACGUAAGCAAAGAUACAAGCAUAUUUUUCCAGCACACCUUGUCAGAAUUUGAAGGAACAGUGAAAGCGGUGGACUGCGAAGACGGAAUCAUGCUUGCUUCUCGCGCACUCCACGAGGAAGUCUAUCUUCAACGACAACGAGAGGAGCUUGCAAGUCGCGCGGUGACAGCUGUCAUAGAGCUUCCGGGCAUCUCUGGAGAAACUCAAAGAAUACCACCGAAACUGAAAAAGCGACCUUCUUCUAUCAGCCGCCUCGGACAGUCCUCGACCGGCGAUUCUGUCUAUCGAUCACGCCCACAACAAGCCAACCUCAUGGACUUCGUUAAGAGGGCGUUUAAAUUCCCACCACCGAUUCUUCCAGAUUCGCGGGCUCCACCUUCACCCACAGCUUUAUCGCCAGUCCUCUCACGACCUUCUGUGAGUACGCUGACUGAGCAGAAGCUGAUGAAAGAGCCACAACCGUUCACGAUGCUGAUGGAUGUGGGACCCGAAGACGUCUGUAUGAUUGUAUCUUUUCGAAGUGAGAAGACCAACGACAAACAACAUCCGGAUUCGAGAGAUGCUCUUGUGGAUCCGAAUGCCAAGAACCCACAGAAUCAAGAGGGCGGAAUGUCAACUGCGCACUUGCUGAUAUGUUAUGUUCCUUGGGUUAUUACAUCAAGUAUCCCGAUGUCUCCAGCGCAAGAACUUCGGCAUCAGCAUUUCAACGAAGACCUUGCCGCCUUCUAUGCCAAGUUCCGCUCAUAUCGGAUUCUGGCACGACCAAUCCAGCAAGACGAGUUACCUGUGCCUCAGCGAAGUUCACCUCCCAAAUCUCGAUCUCAACGGCGCGUGCCACUGCAGCUCAUUGGGUUUUGUGAAAGCCCACUGCAAGGCGUGGAAUUUGUUCCUGAGACAUUACGAGAGGUGGGUCUUACCAAGAUGAAAGAGGCGGACGGCGUCUGGCAUCAGUAUCCUGAGGAAUGGAAGAACACGGUGGUGACGCCAGGAGGCAGGCAGGCGAUGCAUAUGAUUUGGGCGGGAUGCGUUGCGUUGUCAGGAUUGGGAAGGAUCUGA